Acanthochromis polyacanthus (spiny chromis) is the source of this 4497-nucleotide messenger RNA. RefSeq names its product MSL complex subunit 2b (gene msl2b). Gene Ontology annotation, molecular function: ubiquitin protein ligase activity. The coding region runs from base 1163 to 2986 and encodes 607 amino acids. Gene Ontology annotation, cellular component: MSL complex. The record is from RefSeq and is a predicted model, not a curated record. The transcript has 3 exons. Lineage: Eukaryota; Metazoa; Chordata; Actinopteri; Pomacentridae.
GAACUGGCCGACAGCGCCCCCUUGUUUGUGUGUAGAGAAGCUUCGGGAGGUUUGACUCCGCGGCUAACGAUAGCAACGUACACAAAUACGGGAAUAAUCCACCUCGGGGCUGCGCUGACUCUCCAGGACUCUACCGAAAGCUGCAGGAGGACAUAAUUUCCGCUAAACCCUCCGUUUCCCGCCACGAUCCCGCCGAGGCGAGCACCGACAGCGACACACUCCCGCUAAUCCCGUGAAGAGGGGGAGCGGCCUGCUUUUGUAGCCGGCUUCCCGGUGCAGCUCAGACGGCUAGCCCUGUCACCAGAGCCCGGUGCUUCCGCUGGAUGAAUUUUCCACACCGCGCCAGGACCGUGGGAGCUUCGAAAUUGUUUUUAUUUUAAUAACCGCGGCUCCCCUUUUACACAUUCCCACCCUCGUCGAGCCGCUGCUGUCGGCGGUUCUCGCCGUAGAGGAGCCUCCAGAGCCGGGGCGGCCUGUUUUGUUUUCGAGCCGCCAUGAAUCUCUGCGAACAAUAACAACCAUAACGAGCCUGCUGGGGCUGCACCGCUGCCCGGACAGGAGCCCCAGUGCGUGAUAAUUAAUGCAUCGUGUGAGAGCAGCUCCGGACCGACGUGAAGAACCGGAGACGAGCAUGCAUGCGGACUAUGGAUUUAUCUCGGGAAAACUGCUGCAAACCGGAGCACUUUGUCACGAAAGCCCCCGUUUGAAUUCGGGAGCUGCCGCCAGUUAGCCAGCUGUGAGUCCCGUUAAAAAAGCGGAGAAAGAGCGAUGCUUUGUCUCAUCGGAACCCCCGCAUGGUGUGAACCGAGCCGGAUGAAGACCCGUUUCUGCGCCCCUCGGUGCCUGUGAAUGCGGGUAGCAGCGUCGGAUCAAAGCUCAAGCGCCUUCAGAGCCGGGACGCCGCACGGAGGAUGGACUGGAUGUGACCGGGGAUGAGUAGCCGCGAUCGCUCCGUGAGCAUGCGGGAUUCACCGAUCUGAAGCGUCCAUCUAUGCCCCCGUCAGAGCCGCCGGACUCCCGGGAUAGAAACUGUCAUUUAACCCCACGCAGCGCGGGAGUUCGCGGGCGCGUUUUGCGUUUUAGACGUGUGACUUUUGGUGUUAUUCGUACAUAAUUAAACGGACCGGAACCGGACUGGAUCCACCGGGCCCAGGCAGCUGAGAUGAACCCGGUGAAUGCGACCUCUCUCUACGUGUCCGCGAGUCGUUCGGUGCUGCAGUGCGACCCCCGAGACCCCCGGGCCCUGGCGGAGCUCUGCAAGCUGCUGCCGUUCUUCCGCCAGUCCCUGUCCUGCCUGGUCUGCGGUAACCUGCUGCAGGACCCCAUCGCUCCCACCAACUCGUCAUGUCAGCAUUACGUCUGUCGAGGCUGUAAGGGUCAGAGGAUGCAGCUGAAGCCGUCCUGCAGCUGGUGUAAGGACUACUCCUGCUUCGAGGAGAACCGGCAGCUCUCUCUGCUCGUCCACUGCUACAGGAAGCUCUGCCUCUACAUCACCCAGUCGCCGCUCGCCCCGCACAUAGCCAGCGCCGCCAGCGACUCGCCGGACCUCCAGGCGAUCCUCAACGAGGGCCUGACGCUGGCUGAGAGCGAGCCGGAGACAGAAGACUUUUCGGACUCUUUGACACAGACAGCGUCCACGUCGGAGGCGGCGCAGCCCGACGAAGCUUCGCCCACUAAGGAGCUGAAGGGCGAGGAGCCGAGUCUUGUGAGCAUCAACGGACUGCACGGCUGCAAUGGCCUGGUCGGCGCGGACACGCUGCAGCCCGUCACCGUAGAAACAGGCGGUGGCGGCGCCAAGCAGGAGAGCUUCUCGGAGGAGAUCCCGGUGUGCGUGAGCGUCACGGGCACCGGGGAGGCGGGGCUUUGUGACAUCAGCACUUUCGGGGAGGAGCUGAAACACGGUGGGGGACCUCUGCUGCUGAGCGUGGAGGAGGUGCUCAGGACUCUGGAGACGGACACGGACCCCGACCCUCCGCCUGAACCCACCACCCACCCAGACCGCCUCCCCUCCGUACCUCAGUCCAGCCUCAACGGGCCCCACUGCCCCUCUGGACCCGACUCCUCCCGCCUCAUUCCCUCCCUCCCCCCAGAGAACAGCCCUCGCCCCCUGCAGCCUCACCCGCAGCCCUCCAUGCAGCCUCCCCCUCAGCCCUCCACCGUCGUCCCCCGUGUCCCCCUCCGCUGCCACCGCAAACGCUCCCGCUCAGAGAGCGACAGCGAGAAGGUGCAGCCCCUCCCCAUUUCCAGCCUCCUCCGGGGGCCCCCCAUCGGUGCCAACAGCUCCCCCCACCACCCCAACCCCGGUGUCACCACCAGGCAGGAGCCCAAGUUCCCCGCGGCCACGCCUCACCCCCACCUGGCCCCGGUGCCCAACGGCGGCCCCCCCAAAGUGGGCAAGACUAUGCUGGUCUCCAACAAGGCGCUUAAAAAGACUGUGGAGCACCAUGGGGCCGCCAAGAAGGCCUACACCAAGGCCAGGCAGGGGGCCCCCAAACCCCGGGCUCAACCACGAGACCGAGUCCCCCCACACCCCCACGCUCACCCCCUGACUCACCCACCCAGCCCCUCGAAACCGCUGUACAAGAAGCCUGUGGAGAAGAAGGGCUGCAAGUGUGGCCGGGCGACUCAGAACCCGUCGGUGUUGACCUGUAGGGGGCAGCGCUGCCCCUGUUACUCCAACCGUAAGGCUUGUCUGGACUGUAUCUGCCGCGGAUGCCAGAACUCCUACAUGGCCAACGGGGAGAAGAAGCUGGAGGCGUUCGCCGUGCCGGAGAAGGCCCUGGAGCAGACGCGGCUCACGCUGGGCAUCAACCUCACCAGUAUCACCGCGGCGGCGCUCCGCAGCCCGGCGACCAGCUCCCCCGGCAAUGCCCUCCUCAACGUCACCACGGCGACGGGGACUCCGGUCACGGCCACCUUCCUGUCGGGGGCGGGGCACGACAACCGGGGCUUCGACGACUCGCUGGAGAUGCGGUUCGACUGCUGAGGCGCCGCCAUCUCCGGCCGGUCGUCACGCACAUUCCCCGCCCCUGACCGCCGGGUCGAGCCAGAACAAGGCAGCUACAGUGACGGGCGGCAGCGAGGGUCGCCAGCCGAAGCCGAGGAGUCUCCCUCCGUCCAACGCCCGAAACUGCACCAGUGCUUUUGGUCUUGCAUACAGAAGAAGAGGAAGGAGGAGAUGUAGCGUUACUGUAUGUGCAGAGAUUUCAUUUCAGCGGGGAGAGAAUUUUUUGGGUGUAGAGCAUGAUGUGUAGCUGAAGUCGGGAGUGUGUGUGAGUGUGUGUGAGUGCAGUCAAGCCUGAAAUUAUUCAUACCUCUAGCAAAUUUUGACUUGAAGUUACUUUUAUUCAACCAGCAAGUUUGUUUUUGAUUGGAAAUGACACGUUUCCCAAAAAAUAAGACGACGUACAAGAGGCAUUGUGGGGGGAAAAAAAAUGUUCUCAGCUUUUAUUUCCAUUUAAAAGUAACUGUCAAAAUGUGUUAGGGGUAUGAAUAAUUUCGGGCUUGACUGUAUGAGGGCAAGGAUCCGGUUUGGAGAUUAUUAGCAGGAACGGAGACAUCAUCAUCAUCAGAGACUGGUGUAAUUUAUAUAAAAGAAAGAACUUUUUGUACAUGGACUUAUCAGUUUCCAUUUAAGAAGACGUUUUAUGAUAUAUUUUAUAAGUUACAUUAAAAACCAAUGGAAGCCGGCGCGAGGGGUCGACUCUGCAUUCAACCAGAAUAUUUUCACACCGGUAGAAAGACGGACAUUGCAUUUUUUUUUUGUAAACUCCAGGAAAUAAAUUAUAUCAACUGUUAAAAAGCAAAUCAGUUAAAAUAUCUGAUACCAGGAUGUGAAUUUAACACCACCAGCCGAGUUUUGAUGAUGAAUGUUUUUACUCUGUGAGCCACUUUUAAAACCACCAAAUAUCAAAUCGUUAAAAGAAGAAAAGACUAACCUUCCUCCUCUGGUUUGCUGUUCGUCACGUCCAGGUAUCUCUGUUCAUCGUUUGCGUGUUCUCGUAUUAAAGCACUUUUUUUCUUUCCCCGCGGAUGGGUUCUUACUCGUGUUGAAAGCUCUGGUUGACUGCAGGCCCUGCGCUGUUUUUCACGUGUUUUUUUUUUUUUGGUUUCUGGAAGCUACACACAUGCUGCUAAAUACUACAAAGGACUCAAAGGAGAGCACACCUGUUUUCCUCGUCUUUUGUGUUUUUGUUUUUAAUAAUUUUGCGUUAACAAACAUUUGCAGUAUUUAUUGGACGUCUCCUAACACAGGUUACAUGUUGGGCCGCGUUUUUUUUUUCCGCCCGUUUUCUGCCCGUCGAGUCUGUCGAUCCGGUCUGGACUGUUUCUGUCUCGGUUCAGUUGCUGUCUUCUUCUUAGUGUUAGUUUCUGGUGUCUCCAAACUGUUUUGUUGGUUUUUUUUUUGUUUUUUUUUUGUUCUCCCUCUGGGCAUUUAAAUACCUGUAAUAUAACUGUAACAUAUUUCCACAAAAAAGAAAGAAAAUCAAAAACUUA